GAAUCGAAUCUUAUAAGAGAGUUUGUGUAAUUGAUUUCAUGUAGUCAGAAGUAACCUAAAAUCUAGAUCACUGAAACAGAGAAGGGAAUUGAGGAAGGAGACAGAGAUAUAGUGAAAGUGGAGGUGGAAGAGAGAAAGCAUGGGGGUGGACUACUACAAGAUACUUCAGGUGGACCGCUCCGCCAAAGAAGACGACCUCAAAAAAGCCUACCGCAAGCUCGCCAUGAAAUGGCAUCCCGACAAAAACCCUAACAAUAAGAAAGACGCCGAAGCCAAAUUCAAGACUAUCUCCGAAGCCUACGACGUGUUGAGUGAUCCGCAGAAGAGAGCGAUAUAUGAUCAGUGCGGCGAGGAGGGUUUGAAGGGGCAGAUGCCGCCGCCUGAUGCCGGCGGAUUUUCUGGCAUGAGGGACGGGGGCGGUGGGGCCUCGUUCCGGUUCAAUCCGCGUAACGCUGAUGAUAUAUUCUCUGAGUUUUUCGGCUUCACCAGCCCCUUUGGGGGAAUGGGGGAUAUGGGAGGGGGUUCUAGGCCGGGGGGCUCUGCGUUUUCAAGGUCGAUGUUUGGGGAUGAUAUAUUUACGUCGCUUAGGAAUGCGUCUUCUGCUGGGGAAGGCGGCUCUGGUGGACAUGGAAUGUCCAGGAAGGCGCCGGCUAUUGAGCGGAUGCUGCAGUGUGGUUUGGAGGAUCUGUACAAGGGGACUACUAAAAAGAUGAAGAUUUCACGGGAUGUGAUUGACUCCAGUGGGAGACCCUCUUCUAUGGAGGAAAUUCUUGCAAUCGAAAUCAAGCCCGGGUGGAAGAAGGGAACUAAAAUAACAUUCCCAGAAAAAGGAAAUGAACAACGAGGUGUCAUACCAUCUGACUUGGUAUUCAUUAUUGAUGAAAAGCCCCAUAGUGUGUUCAAAAGGGAUGGGAAUGAUCUUGUAGUUACCCAGAAGAUCUCCCUAGUUGAAGCUCUGACUGACCAUACCGCCCAAGUGACUACCCUCGAUGGCCGGAAUCUAACCAUACCCAUCAACAGCAUUGUUAGUCCAACCUAUGAGGAAGUUGUGAAAGGAGAAGGGAUGCCGAUCCCAAAAGAGCCUGGCAGAAAGGGAAACUUACGGAUCAAAUUCAACAUCAAAUUCCCAAGCCGGCUUACUCCUGAGCAGAAAACAGGCAUCAAGCGGCUAUUGACAUCCUCAUGAAUGCUGCCAGGUGGGGAGCUGUCCAUCAUACUCUUGUAAGCUUGCCUUUCUUUUUUUCGUGCUGUCUUAUCAUGCCUUGAAAAUUUGAAGGAUGAGUUCUUUUGGAAACACUUGUUUAGGUUCCCCAAAUUUAUUUUAGAUGUUCAUUUCUUCAAGAUCUCUUCCUUUCUAAAAUAUUUGAUCCUAUUUUACAACCAUCAACAUAAUUUAUUAUCUUUAGCUUCUUCAAAUGUCUGUUGGUUAUUGGCUUCAUUCAAUUGAUGUCGUUUGACGUCUAAUUUACAACUCUUUCUUGGCCAUUGUUGUCGAAAGUAGAAGUUUCACGCUGUUUAAAGAAAGCAUUUUCAAAAGGUCUGCGUUUUAAUAGACUCUUUGAAAUAGUUGUUAGUACAGCUCACAAUUGUGUCGUCUUGCCUGUUUUGUUGAUCUGAGAAGGUGCUUAGUUACUGUGAUUCUGCCAUUGUUUCUCGUAGCAGCAGACAAGAACUGUACACCAGUAAAAUACAGGAAACACAACAUAACUAUAGGAUCACAUAAAUAGGAAUUUAGGUUUGAGUUCAUCUAGUAAGGAAAGUGGAUACAACUAAAGUUGUGAUUCUGUUUAACAUUUUUUUAGGACCAAGCAUUUAUGUUUAUAUUGGCAGUAGUAAUUUAUGCAAGAAGUAAUGGCUACCUAUUCUGGUAGUUGAAGAA
This is a messenger RNA of Salvia hispanica, 1879 nucleotides long. RefSeq lists its product as uncharacterized. The record is from RefSeq and is a predicted model, not a curated record. Gene Ontology annotation, molecular function: protein-folding chaperone binding. NCBI's taxonomy places the organism in Eukaryota, Viridiplantae, Streptophyta, Magnoliopsida, Lamiales, Lamiaceae. Gene Ontology annotation, cellular component: cytosol.